Schistosoma curassoni is the source of this 659-nucleotide messenger RNA. The record is from the annotation of a GenBank genome assembly. NCBI's taxonomy places the organism in Eukaryota, Metazoa, Platyhelminthes, Trematoda, Strigeidida, Schistosomatidae.
UUGCAGUUACAUGUUUUUUAAUUUUUAUUUCUCUUGGUUGAUUAAUUUAAAUGAAAUCACCAUACAUUUUUCACAGAACUUUGUGCAAAACACAACUCAACUGGAGCAUGUCAAAACGCAUCAACAUCAAACAUGAAAUGUAUCUGGUGUGAAAGAGCUAAAACAUGCAUCGAAAGUAAUGAUCAGAGUACACAUCAACUUAAAGUAAAUGAUUGCAGAGUUGAGGAGGUCCCGGAUGUCAGCGAUUUGAGCACACCAACACUAAUCAAGCACAUUGAAACAACUUUGGCAACCACCGAAGUUCAGGUUAAUGAAAACCUGAAAGAAACUACCGAAGAAACUGACCAACACUCGAAUACGACAACUCAUAUAAUCAAAGAGAAUAACCGGGACAAUUUACUUCUGUACUUAUUUAUUGUGGUACUUCUACACUUUUUCAUCUCUGUUCUACGUAUCGGUUACGUUAUUUGGAGAUGGUUGUGUAAGAAAAAGAAAAGCGAAAAUUGAUUUUCACAAACGCUUUAUAUCUUGUUUUUAUUAUUCUGACCACGAUGUUUUUAAUUUGUCAUUCAUUAGAAUAUUCUAGACUUCAUUAUUCAUUUCAAUAAUUUGGACAAUUUCUUUAAAGGAACUAUUCAUUUUCUUAUGCGUAUUCACAU